Carlito syrichta (Philippine tarsier) is the source of this 1708-nucleotide messenger RNA. Its product is annotated as solute carrier family 22 member 13-like. Lineage: Eukaryota; Metazoa; Chordata; Mammalia; Primates; Tarsiidae. Bases 53 to 1708 code for a protein of 551 amino acids. Gene Ontology annotation, molecular function: transmembrane transporter activity. The transcript is spliced from 10 exons. Gene Ontology annotation, cellular component: membrane. The record is from RefSeq and is a predicted model, not a curated record. Gene Ontology annotation, biological process: transmembrane transport.
AAGUUGCAGAGGUACCUGCUGUCCAAGACUGAAGAGGUGGUGACCAGCAGAUAUGGCUCCCUUUGCCCAGGUCCUAGCCGAAAUAGGCAACUUUGGUCACUUUCAGCUACGGCUAUUGAUCCUGCUGAGUGUGCCCAACUUCCUGUCUGUCUUCCACUUUUUUGGUCAUGUCUUCAUGGUCCUGGAAGAGCCCCACCACUGUGCAGUGGCCUGGGUCAAGAACCACACGUUCAAUCUGAGUGCUGCUGAGCAGCUGGCCCUGAGCGUGCCCCUGGAUGCCACAGGCAGCCCUGAGCCCUGCCUCAUGUUCCGGCCACCCCCUGCCAACGCCAGCCUGGAGGAUAUCCUCAGCCACCGCUCCAAUGAGACGCAGCCUUGUGAUAUGGGCUGGGACUAUCCUGAGGACAGGCCCCCAUCCCUAAAGAACGAGUUCAAUCUGGUUUGUGAUCGGAAGUCCCUGAAGGACACUUCGCAGUCAGUGUACAUGGCUGGACUCCUACUUGGGGCCCUCAUCUUUGGGCCCCUCUGUGACUGGUUUGGUCGCAAGGCCACUAUCCUGGUGCAGCUCCUACUCUUCGGCCUCAUCGGCCUGGCCACGGCCUUUGUGCCCAGCUUUCAGUUCUACAUGGUCCUGCGCUUUGCUGUGGCAACUGCUGUGGCUGGGUUCACCUUCAGUCAUAUCACUCUGCUUUCAGAGUGGGUGGGGACCUCAUGGAGAACUCGGAUCUUGGUCCUGGACCAGUGCGCCUAUGCCCUUGGGCAGGUGGCAUUAGCAGGACUGGCCUACCUCGUCCGCAACUGGAGGCUCUUCCAGAUCGCUGGCACUGCGCCUGUCUUCCUGCUCUUCUUCUACUUCUGGGCUCUACCAGAAUCUGCUCGGUGGCUUCUGACCCAGGGGAGGACAGAGGAGGCUAAACGACUGAUCCAGAAGGCAGCCUCAGUCAACAGGCGGAAACUGUCUCCUGAGCUUCUGAACCAGCUGGUCCCAGAGAAGACAGGCCCUUCAGGGAAUGCCCUGGAUCUGUUCAGACACCCCCAGCUCCAGAAGGUGACCCUGAUUCUCUUCUGUGUCUGGUUUGUGGACAGUCUGGGAUACUUCGGCCUGAGCCUCCAAGUGGGGGACUUUGGCCUGGACAUCUACCUGACGCAGCUCAUCUUUGGAGUCGUUGAGGUGCCUGCCCGCUGUUCCAGCAUCUUCAUGAUGCAGAAGUUCGGUCGCAGGUGGAGCCAGUUGGGGACUCUGGUUCUGGGUGGCCUCAUGUGUAUCAUCAUCAUCUUCAUCCCAGCAGAUCAGCCUGUGGUGGUCACCCUGCUGGCCGUGGUGGGGAAGGUUGCCAUGGCAGCUGCCUUCACCAUCUCCUACGUGUACUCUGCUGAGCUCUUCCCCACCGUCAUCCGGCAGACAGGCAUGGGGCUGGUGGGCAUCUUCUCACGGAUCGGGGGCAUUAUCACACCACUCGUGAUCCUGCUGGGAGAGUACCACACGGCCCUCCCCAUGCUCAUCUACGGCAGCCUCCCCAUCGUGGUGGGUCUGCUCUGCAUCCUGCUGCCUGAGACCUGCGGCCAACCCCUGAAGGACACCAUCGAGGACCUGGAGCAGGGGCUCCACCCCUGGUCUCCAAAAUCAUCAUCCCUAGGAGAGGAAACAGAGACCACAGGAAGAACUUCCAGGCUGGGGGUGUCCUUUGUGAGCAGCACGUACUUCUGA